AUGAGGUUGGGCUCAUGGGAGCAGUGCGGGGAGACCGGCCUGGUCCUGCUGGGCUUCCUGACGCUGGUGGUCUCCAUGGGGAAUCUGUCCACCAGGGGGCUGCAGGAGGACGGCGUGGCGUCCAACAGUCUGGAGGAGGAGCUGGAAGUGAUGACGUACUGGUGGGGCGAGUGGGCCAAGUGGACAGCCUGCACCCGCACCUGCGGAGGGGGGGUGAUGUCACAGGAGAGACACUGUCUGAAGCAGAGAAAGAAAGUUGCGGCUGGGAAGGACAACAUGACCUGUACGGGCACCGCAAAGAAAUACCACCUGUGCAACACCAAGGAAUGUCCCACCACCGGGCGGAGCUUCAGAGAGGAGCAGUGCUGGUCCUUCAACUCCCAGCUUUACAAUGGGAGGAACUACCAGUGGAAACCCCUGUAUCCCGACGACUACGUGCACAUCUCCAGUAACCCCUGCGACCUGCACUGCACCACGGCCGACGGCCAGCGGCAGCUCAUGGUGACGGCACGCGACGGCACUUCCUGCAAGUACAGCAGCUACCGCGGGGUGUGUGUGGACGGUAAGUGUGAGCCAAUCGGAUGCGACGGCGUUCUCUUCUCCUCCAACACGCUGGAUAAGUGCGGGGUUUGUCAGGGCGACGGCAGCAGCUGCAGCAGAGUCACCGGGAACUUCCGGCGCGGGGCCACGACUCUGGGUUACUCCUUUAUCACUCAAAUCCCCGAGGGAUCGUGGGACAUCCAGGUCAUCGAGAGGAAGAAGUCUGCUGAUGUUCUAGCUGUGACCGACCAGGCGGGAAACUUCUUUUUCAACGGGGCCUAUAAGGUGGACAGUCCGCAGAACUUCCACGCCGCAGGCACCGUCUUCAAGUACCGACGGCCCAUGGAUGUGUACGAGACCGGGAUCGAGUACAUCGUAGCCAAAGGCCCCAUCGACCAAGCCAUCAAUAUUCUAGUUUGGAACCAGAACGGCCGGAUCCCGUACAUCACCUAUGAAUACACCGUCCUGCGAGAGUCCCUGCCCCCCGUCCCGCCUCCCCCCAUCUACACCGGCUCCGACACCUCGGCCGGGGCGGUCUCUGUGGAGAUGGGGGGUCUGCUGGCCCCCAACGGCAGCGACUAUGACAAGACGGCACCCAACGGCCAGCAGGGCCGGGUCCUGCUGGACCCGGGGGUCCCGGGAGGCGCCGAGGGGCAGAACGGCCAGGAGACCAACGAGGUGUACGAGGAGACGGCGGCCAUCGACUGUGACCAGGACGGAGCGGCAGCACCACAGUUUACAGGUAGAGGAAACAGCAGCCAUACUGGCGGCGGCGGGGUCCCUGCCCCUCCCAGCGGUCCCCUGGAGGCGGGGCCAGACUCCCAGAACCUCAUCUGGAGGGUCCUGCUGGGCGAGCGGAUCGGCCCGGACGAGCUGCUCAUCAACAUCUCCACCAAUCAGCUGCUGUCGGAGGGGGGCGGGCUCUUCUCGUCGGAGGUGGGCCUGAGCAGCAUGGAGCAGGCCGAGCCGUUCCCGCUCAACGCCACGCUGGAGUUCACGCUCGGACGCAAACGCAACGACAGCGGGGACGGUUUGUUCCAGAACCGGACGGCUGUGAGCGGGACGAGGAGCGGCAGCCGCUCCAACAGGACCAGGGGGAAUCAGAGGCUCAACCAGAAGAACUUGAAGCUGAGUGCUGCUGACAUGUACCGCUGGAAACUCUCCUCCCAGGAGCCCUGCAGCAUGACAUGCUCUAUAGGAGUGUCCAAGUCCUUCGCCAUGUGUGUUCGUUAUGACGGCGUGGAGGUGGACGACAUGUACUGUGACGCUCUGACCAGACCGGAGCCUGUGCACGACUUCUGCAUCGGCAGGGAGUGCCAGCCGAGGUGGGAGGCGAGCAGCUGGAGUGAAUGCUCCAGGACCUGCGGAGAGGGUUUCCAGUUUCGUCUGGUGCGCUGCUGGAAGAUGCUUUCCCCCGGCCUGGACAGCUCGGUGUACAGCGACCUGUGCACGCUGGCCGAGCUGGAGAGACCGCCGGAGAGACGGGCCUGCAAGAGCCCCGCCUGCGGCCCCCAGUGGGAGGUGGCCGAGUGGGCCGAGUGUCCAGCUAAAUGCGGCCGCAGGGCUCAGGUGACCCGCGAGGUCCGCUGCUCGGACGAGACCAGAGCGUGUGACCCCAUGACCAAACCGCCUAACAUCAAAAACUGCACCGGCCCGCCCUGCGAGCGCCACUGGACGGUGUCGGAGUGGGGACCCUGCUCGGGCUCAUGCGGCUACGGGAAGAUGGUGCGUCACGUUUACUGCAAGACUCCGGAGGGCCGCGUGGUUCCUGAGAGCCAGUGCUCUCUGGAGAACAAGCCACUGGCCAUCCACCCGUGUGGGGAGAGAGACUGCGCUCCACACUGGCUCGCUCAGGACUGGGAGAAGUGCAACACGACGUGCGGCCGCGGCGUCAAGCGGAGGAUCAUCCACUGCGCCGGCAUCGCCAGCGGAAAGUUCCAGAUCUUCGACGACGAGGCAUGCGGCGGCACGGAGAGGCCCGAGGACGAGAACACCUGCUUUGAGAGACCCUGCUUCAAAUGGUACACCACACCCUGGUCUGAGUGCACCAAGACGUGCGGUGUGGGCGUCCGGAUGCGGGACGUGAAGUGUUACCAGGGCAGAGAGCUGGUCCGAGGCUGCGACCCGCUCACCAAGCCCGUGGCCAAGCAGACGUGUGCACUGCAGCCGUGCCCCACCGAGCCACCAGAUGAGAGCUGCCAGGACCGGCCCACCACCAACUGCUCUCUGGCUCUCAAGGUCAACCUGUGCAGCCACUGGUACUACAGCAAGGCCUGCUGCCACUCCUGCCGCGUGGUGCGACCCUCCAGCUCCUAG
Myripristis murdjan (pinecone soldierfish) is the source of this 2856-nucleotide messenger RNA. RefSeq names its product ADAMTS-like 2. The transcript has 18 exons. The record is from RefSeq and is a predicted model, not a curated record. Gene Ontology annotation, cellular component: extracellular matrix. Bases 1 to 2856 code for a protein of 951 amino acids. Gene Ontology annotation, biological process: extracellular matrix organization. Lineage: Eukaryota; Metazoa; Chordata; Actinopteri; Holocentriformes; Holocentridae.